Ctenocephalides felis (cat flea) is the source of this 1897-nucleotide messenger RNA. Its product is annotated as lysine--tRNA ligase-like. Gene Ontology annotation, biological process: lysyl-tRNA aminoacylation. Gene Ontology annotation, molecular function: tRNA binding; lysine-tRNA ligase activity; ATP binding. NCBI's taxonomy places the organism in Eukaryota, Metazoa, Arthropoda, Insecta, Siphonaptera, Pulicidae. Bases 152 to 1897 code for a protein of 581 amino acids. The transcript is spliced from 5 exons. Gene Ontology annotation, cellular component: cytosol; aminoacyl-tRNA synthetase multienzyme complex; cytoplasm. The record is from RefSeq and is a predicted model, not a curated record.
AAUUUCAAUCGUUACUACAAAUUGCACAUUCUAGUUAUGCGACUCACUUCACAUCAAUUCAUGAGAUAUUCGCUGAUUAUAACAUUAUUCACAAAAAUAAGUGUCUCGUCGUCUUAAGGAUCAUUUGGACUUCUUAAUUAAUUUCCAAAUAAUGGCUGAUGCAACCGAAGGAAACACUGAAAAACUAUCUAAAAAUGAGCUCAAACGGAGGUUGAAAGCAGAGCAAAAGGCAAAAGAGAAAGCUGAAAAGGCAGCAGCUGUACCAGAAAAGCCUUUAAAAGAAGCCAAAAAGGAAGUUACAAAAGUUGAUGAAGAAAUUAGCCCAAAUGAAUAUUUUAAACUCCGAACUGCUGCAGUAACUGCAUUAAAAAAUUCAAAUGAUCCUGAUCAGCAUCCUUAUCCUCAUAAAUUUCAUGUUAGCAUUGGUUUGACUGAGUUUAUAGAGAAAUACAAGGAUCUUCAGGAUGCGCAAAUAUUGGAAGAUGUUACUUUGUCAGUUGCCGGAAGAGUGCACGCCAUCAGAGAGUCUGGAGCUAAACUUGUAUUUUAUGAUUUGAGGGGAGAAGGUGUCAAAAUUCAAGUUAUGGCAAAUGCAAAAUUAUAUAGUUCUGAGGAAAAAUUCACAGAAGACACAUCGAAAAUCCGUCGUGGUGAUAUUAUUGGUUGCAUUGGACAUCCUGGGAAAACUAAGAAAGGAGAACUGUCUGUAAUGCCAACAAAUGUAAAACUCCUUGCCCCAUGUCUACACAUGCUUCCUCAUUUACAUUUUGGAUUGAAAGAUAAAGAAACACGAUUUAGACAACGGUAUUUAGAUCUUAUAUUGAAUGAUAAAGUACGCCAAACGUUCCAUGUGCGUGCUAAAAUCAUUGCAUAUGUUAGACAAUUCUUAGACAGUUUAGGCUUUUUGGAAAUUGAAACUCCUAUGAUGAACAUGAUUGCUGGUGGAGCUACUGCCAAACCAUUUGUCACCCAUCACAAUGACUUAAAUAUGGAUUUAUUUAUGCGCAUUGCGCCUGAGUUAUAUCACAAAAUGUUGGUUGUUGGUGGUUUGGAUAGAGUUUAUGAAAUUGGUAGACAAUUUAGAAAUGAGGGUAUUGAUAUGACUCACAAUCCAGAAUUUACAACCUGUGAAUUCUAUAUGGCCUAUGCGGAUUAUCAUGAUGUGAUGGAUAUGACUGAAAAACUAGUUUCUGGCAUGGUGAAGAAAAUUCAUGGCACUUAUAAAAUUCAGUAUCAUCCUGAUGGGCCAGAUGGUGAGAGUGUAGAAAUUGAUUUCACACCUCCUUUCAAACGAAUUUCUAUGAUUCCUGCCUUGGAAGAAGAGUUGAAAGUUAAAUUUCCAGCAUCAAACACAUUGAAUACUCCCGAAACAAAUAAAUUUUUAAGUGAUCUGUGCAUUAAACAUGAGGUAGAAUGCCCUGCACCAAGAACCACUGCUAGACUCUUAGAUAAAUUAGUAGGAGAAUUUUUGGAAGAAAAGUGUAUAAACCCAUCAUUCAUUUGCGACCACCCUCAAAUUAUGAGUCCUUUGGCUAAAUACCACAGAAAUGAUGUAGGACUCACAGAACGUUUUGAAUUGUUUGUGAUGAAAAAAGAGAUUUGUAAUGCUUAUACUGAAUUGAAUGAUCCAAUGGUUCAAAGAGAGCGUUUUGAACAGCAAGCAAGUGACAAGGCUGCUGGUGAUGAUGAAGCACAACUUGUUGAUGAAAACUUCUGCACUGCAUUAGAAUAUGGUUUACCACCUACUGGAGGCUGGGGUAUGGGAAUUGAUCGGUUAACAAUGUUUUUGACUGAUUCCAAUAACAUAAAGGAAGUUUUUUAUUUUCCCUGCAUGAAACCUGAUGAUCCAAAUAAGAACAAAGAAGUUUCUGAAGAAGCUGAGCAUAUUGAGAAAUAA